Messenger RNA from Paramuricea clavata, 3654 nucleotides. The record is from the annotation of a GenBank genome assembly. Lineage: Eukaryota; Metazoa; Cnidaria; Anthozoa; Malacalcyonacea; Plexauridae.
AUGGAUCAAAUUUCAAAUGGAUCGAUUAGCCACGAGUCGCCUGUCGAAAAUGGUUCGGUAUUAAACCGGAGUUCUAGCGAGCCUGAAUUGGGUAUCGUGGUUAAGGCGUGUGCUAAUGUGGCACAGUCCGUACCAAUGAAAGUUGAUUCGAAGUCGUCAUUAUCGUCGGCUUCCUCGGGAGAGUUUCGGCAAAGGGCCGCCACCCACGGAGGGUCGACGUCAUCGAUGAAGAAACUCGCCAUGCUUCGGAAACAAAGAUUGGCCAAAAGGUACAAUGUGUAUUAAGCUUUGUAACAUAGGCUACCCUACUUCCUGAUUUUAUACCUGUAGCUAAAAGCCGCUGGGGCGUUAACCGGACUAUGCCCAACAGGGAAUAAUAUUGUGCUUCCAGUUCCAACAACAUUUUUGUGUUACAUUGUGUUAUAAGGCAUACAGCUCGCAACAAACCAGUUCAGCAGUUAACCCAUUGAUAUGGCUAUGCAGUUAACCCAUUGCUAUGUCUGGCAAAAUAAUAAUAUGAGCUGCAUUGUUUGGGUUAACCCUUUAAGUGGCAAUGCUCCCUACUUUAUUAUUUUACUCUAUCUAACACCAGGCAAUUUUACUUGGUCAGGGGGAGAGUGCUGCCACUGAAUGGGUUAUAAUCCGACUAUCUGCCCAUGCACCCUGUUAACCCUUUAAGUGGCAAUGUGCCCUACUAAAUAAUUUUACUCUGUCUAAUGCCAGACCAUUUUACUCAUCAUGGGGAGAGCGCUGCCACUCAAUGGGUUAAUGUGCGUGUGUGUGUAUUCGCAACUGUUCCUGGUUACGCCUAAUAAAUGUAUAAAAUUUAUACUCUUUCAUCUUACAUUAUUUUCAUAGUCCGUCGACAUACAGCGAAGAGGAUAGUAACUUGGAUGGUUUGACAAGAAGAUACAGUCAGGAUUUGAUGAAAGCUCAUGCUUUUGACAAGCUACAAGAACAACUGAAUAAGGCGCAAGAGGUGAGAUUUUUUAACACAGUCGUGUAACUUAACUAAUUUUAUUAGAUAAGGAGGUAGGUUUAUUAAGACAUCAACAUUAGUUGCCCGGAGUAAAAUUCAGGUCUACAGUAGUUUUCCCCUGGCUAACAUGUUAACAAAAUUUGUAGCAAAUGAUUUCAGUACAGAUUGAUUAAUCAACAUGUUAAUCUCAUGCUUUCCUGAACAAAAUCAUUUGAAGAUUAACCCAUUGACUCACAUUGCGCUGAUACGCCCUACUUUAUUAUUUUACUCUGUCUAACGCCAGAUGAUUUUACUUGUCAAGGGGAGAACGCUGGUGCUUAAUUAAUGGGUUAACUGGCCUAUCUGCUAAUGUGUCUAGUUAACCCAUCAAGUUGCAUUGCACCCUACUUUAUUAUUUUACUCUGUCUAACACCAGAUGAUUUUACUUGUCAAGGGGAGAGCGCUGGUGCUUAAUUACAGUGAAAAUACAAAAAGUGUCCCACUUCCGCUUCUGUAGUUUGUUGUGAUUUACUGUAAUUUGUUCUGUUUUUCUGUAGCGAUUACCGAUUUAUCUGCAAAUAGUGCGAUAAAAUUUAAAUUUCGUACCUUUUAUGCAAUGAAACUAACGAAAAAUGAAUUAUUUCCCUUUGCUACAAAUUAUCAUAUUUAAAAAGUAGAGAAAACUAAGUUUUAUCGCGGUAUUUGCCGAUAAAUCGGUAAUCGCUACAGAAAAACAGAACAAAUUACAGUAAAUCACAAUGCACUACAGAAGCGGAAGUGGGACACUUUUUGUAUUUUCACUGUAAUGGGUUAACUGGCCUAUCUGCUUAUGUGUCUAGUUAACCCAUCAAGUCGCAUUUCGCCCUACUGUAUUAUUUUACUCUGUUUAACACCAAACAAUUUUACUAACAUUGGACCCCAAACAUGAUAAGGCAGGCUCUGAGCUGUGUUUAGUCAUCACUUUGGACGUAAUGUACCACAAUAAAUUAAUGUUUCUACUUGAUUUUGUUGUAAAUUUAGGAAUUGAAACUAAAAGAUGAAGAGGUGGUAAAGUUGUCCAGUUUACGAAAUGAACUCGAGUCUGAACUGGAAGAAUUGACAGCAAGUUUGUUUCAGGUAAUGUAAUUAAUUACUGUAAAAUCUGAAUAUAAGCCCACCCAAAUAUAAGCCCACCCGCUUGUUCCUAUUUAUUAACGCGGCAACGGGGAUUCCAAGAUUCUCAUACAAGUGACGAUAAUUACAAUACAGUAUUAUAAUAGGUUAACCAACCUAUUUUAUCAUGUGUUUAUAUAUAUACAGCUAUUUCAAUUAAGGUUGUCCCAGAGCAAAGCGGAAAAGUCGAAUACAAGCGCGAAAGGCUGCUGGGAAUCGCUAAUAAAUUAAUGAAUUUAUUAGGGAUUCCCAGCAGCGUUUCACGCUAGUAUUCGACUUUUCUGCUUUGCUUGGGGACAACCUUAAUUGAAAUAGCUGUAUAUAUACUGUAUGUUCAUAUUUCCUUUCGUUUACAGUGUAGUUUACAGUUACAAUAAAUAUUACUAACACCAAAUGUUGUCCAUAUAUAUAAGCCUACCCAUGUAUAAGCCCAUAAAAAUGCUUACGAACGGUAUACUUUUUAUUUCACUUCACAUAUAUCCUCAGAGAUAUGAAUCUCUGAGCUCAAUGGGUAGAGCAGUCAAGUUUGAAAUUUGAAUAGAUAUGUCAAAAUAAAUAUGAAAGUAGCUUAAUUGUACUUGUAUUACGUACAUGGUAACCUUCCUUUUGACAUAACCUUUUGUGGUCCUGUCCUUUUUUGCAAAUACAAUACACACGAUUCUCGGUUUUAUUGUAUUAUUUUAGGAAGCACACGCAAUGGUUCUUGAGGCAAACAUCAAACAGAGUAACGCCGAGAAAAAGUUUCGGGAGACACAUAGCAAGGUACUGUAUUUGGGAGAGGUCAGAGGAGUUACAUUGAUGUUUAAUGAUACCACAAACCUUUUUGCUAACGUUUGGCAAAAACCAAUUCACAACUUACAACGUAGAUAACUUGUAUGCCAAGUUACUGUAGUUUUAGAAAAGCACACAAUAAAAUUAUGUAGUUAAAUACAUGGUUAAAUAUGUAAACAUCUAGAGGUUGUUUACACAGCCAUAUUUACUGUACUGUGCUACAGCAACUGUCCAGUCACGCGUACGUGAUAAAAAACCGAUAGAAACUUUAUAAACAAAAGAUAAUGUAAAACGUAACAGAACGGCGAACAUGCAUAUUUGGCCAUCUCAAAUAAUGGUAAUGUUGGGAUAGUAGUGUUGCAGACUGCAGAGGAGAGUGGGCAGUAAGGCUCCCUCAUGCACCACCCCAUGGAAAACCUGCACCCCUCCUUGCAGAUGAAGCUAGAAACGCCCAUGGUUGUGAACCCUGUAAAUCUGCCAGCCCUGCAUUCCAGACAAAAACUUCCCUUUUUCCUCAGGUUGAAAUGUUGGAAGCUGAAGUGGAAGCAUUGAAAACUCUGGUGAUAACAUCGACGCCAAGCAAACCUGGCUUCCGAAGACGGAGUACAGAACAACUCAAUAGUUGCAACUCAUGUGGUUCUGUACAUUGCAUGAAUUUAAAUAAUAACAUUCAUUCAGACGAGGGGAAAUGUAUCGAGGGCAGUGUACCAAACCAGGAGAGAGAGGUAUCUUUUCAUUUGCUUCUAAGAAUUAUGCUCUUGAAUCUCUCUAAU